GGUGGCCACAGAGAAGGCCAUUUAAACCCGAGACACCUGACGCACGCCGGGUCCUCUCCCGGACCGCCCAGCCCAUCCUCGGGGGCGGGGCCGUGGCGCAGCUAGCCUACUAUCGCUGGCGAAGCCCACGAACUCUCUUCCUCAUUGGCGAGCCGCGGGGUGACGUCACGCUCUCCGGACCCGCAAAGGAAGAGGGCGCCAUGAUUGGUUGGCGCUGGGGCGGCGGGCGGUGGAGGACCCUGACGAGUCCGGGUUUCCCGUGGGUGCUGGACUUUCCCCUUCCAUGUUCUCAGGCCGUGGGGCACUGCAGAGGGCGGGGAGUUGGCUCGGCGGAGACCUGGAUUUGGUUCUAAGAGCCUCGGGGUUGAGAAGGGGUGACCGGAAGUGAUCGUGGGACUGACCGGAAGCGAGGCCUGGAGGGGAAAGAGAGAGCGGGUCCCCAGAGGGAGGGGGGCUUCCCGCAGAAGGGGAUAGGGGGGGAAAGGUGUGAAAGCGGCGUGGAAGCGCCGGCUGGGCAGCGGGUCGCUGCUGCUGGUCUGUUUGGAAGGCAGCGAGUGACCCCCACGAGCUCAAGGGGAGAGCCCAAGGAUUGAGAGUACGGGAGUCCAGGGCUGCCUCGGGGGAAUCUGGAAUAGUUAAACCAAGGGCCCCGCGCGCGGCCUCAAGAGAUCUGGGUGGGAGGGAUUUUGGAAGUCGAGGCAGGAGCUAGGAGCCGAGGGUACGGCAGAUUAGUUGUGCGGGCAGUGCGGUUCAGACUUGGGGUUGGCCAGAGGGAACUGCGUGGGAGAUCUUGGUUUGGAGUUUUCGACAGUCUUAGCCCCACUGGGUAGAAUCACACUACUUGCCUUUGUACAAGAAACGGUGUCUCCUGGGGCAAGGAAGGAGCCAGCAUGGCCUGGGCUCUGAAGCUGCCUCUGGCCGAUGAAGUGAUUGAAUCUGGGCUGGUGCAGGACUUUGAUGCUAGUCUGUCCGGGAUCGGCCAGGAACUGGGUGCUGGUGCCUAUAGCAUGAGUGAUGUCCUUGCAUUGCCCAUUUUUAAGCAAGAAGAGUCAAGUUUGCCCCCUGAUAAUGAGAAUAAAAUCCUGCCUUUUCAAUAUGUGCUCUGUGCUGCAACCUCUCCAGCCGUGAAACUCCAUGAUGAAACCCUGACAUAUCUCAAUCAAGGACAGUCUUAUGAAAUUCGUAUGCUAGACAAUAGGAAACUUGGAGAACUUCCAGAAAUUAAUGGCAAGUUGGUGAAGAGUAUAUUCCGUGUAGUGUUCCAUGACCGACGGCUACAGUACACUGAACAUCAGCAGCUGGAGGGCUGGAGGUGGAACCGACCUGGAGAUAGAAUUCUUGACAUUGAUAUCCCAAUGUCUGUUGGUAUAAUCGAUCCUAGAGCUAAUCCAACCCAACUGAAUACUGUGGAGUUCCUGUGGGACCCGGCAAAGAGGACAUCUGUGUUUAUUCAGGUACACUGCAUUAGCACAGAGUUCACUAUGAGGAAGCAUGGAGGAGAAAAGGGAGUGCCGUUCCGAGUACAAAUCGAUACCUUCAAGGAAAAUGAAAAUGGGGAAUAUACUGAGCACUUACACUCAGCCAGCUGCCAGAUCAAAGUCUUCAAGCCCAAAGGUGCAGACAGAAAGCAAAAAACAGAUCGGGAGAAAAUGGAGAAACGGACACCUCAUGAAAAGGAGAAAUACCAGCCUUCUUAUGAGACAACUAUACUCACAGAGUGUUCUCCAUGGCCUGAGAUCACAUAUGUCAAUAAUUCCCCAUCACCCGGCUUCAACAGUUCCCACAGCAGUUUUUCUCUUGGGGAAGGAAAUGGUUCACCAAACCACCAGCCAGAGCCACCCCCUCCAGUCACAGAUGUAAGUCUAAAAUUAAAUAACCUUUUGCCAACGACCACACCUCAGGAAGCUCAGCAGUGGUUGCAUCGAAAUCGUUUUUCUACGUUCACAAGGCUUUUUACAAACUUCUCAGGGGCAGAUUUAUUGAAACUAACUAGAGAUGAUGUGAUCCAAAUCUGUGGCCCUGCUGAUGGAAUCCGACUUUUUAAUGCAUUAAAAGGCCGGAUGGUGCGCCCAAGGCUAACCAUUUAUGUUUGUCAGGAAUCCCUGCAGUUGAGGGAGCAGCAGCAACAGCAGCAGCAGCAGCAGAAGCAUGAGGACGGAGACUCAAAUGGUACUUUCUUCGUGUACCACGCCAUCUAUCUGGAAGAACUGACAGCUGUUGAACUGACAGAAAAAAUCGCUCAGCUCUUCAGCAUUUCCCCUCGCCAGAUCAGCCAGAUCUACAAGCAGGGGCCAACAGGAAUCCAUGUGCUCAUUAGUGAUGAGAUGAUACAGAACUUUCAGGAGGAAGCCUGUUUUAUUCUGGACACAAUGAAAGCAGAAACCAAUGAUAGCUAUCAUAUCAUCCUGAAGUAGGUGCCGGGCAUUCUAUCCUCAGUGGCUGCUGCUUCCUUCGCCCCUCAGAAGCUUCCCUCCUGAAGGGAGUCGCUAGCUAAUGGAGAUUGGAAGGUCUGCAGGAACCUGACCCAUCUGACUGUGUGUGGGGGAGUCCAGGUCGUGGAGGCAGAAUCCCAGCCAUCCCUCGGCCCAGGCUCUUGUGGCACACACAGAUUAUUGCCCAACAUGCAUUUCUGCAGCUAUAUCUUAGUUAAAAUUUAUGGACUAUGUUGUUGUUGCAUAUCAUUAGAAACUCCACACCAUUUAGGGUGUUCGUAGGGCAUAACGAUGAUGAGAAUUGUGUGAUGUUUAAUGGAAAGAUGUUAAAUUUUGUGAUACGGAGCCAUGUAAUUUUUUUUCUAAUAUAAAAGUGAACAUCUAUAUUCCUAAGACUAGAUCCUCAGUCUCUUUUGCAUCAUACAUAUUGGCUUUUGCCACAGUCGGCCCCUGAAAACCUCAUCAAAGAGGAGAAAUACAGAAAUAGAAUAGAAUUUUUCUUUUGGUUGCCCUGUGAUACCAAGACUAAUAGUAAUUUUAGCUAACAUUUACUGAGCAUUUACUUGUGCCUCGUAGUGUGAUAAAUUCUUUAAGUGGAUUACCUUGUUUAACUCCUCUUUAAUAAUCCUCUAUGAAGUAGGUAAUAAUGAUCCCUAAUUGAAGGUGAGGCCAUGGACAUAGAGCGGCUAAAGGGCUUGCCGAGCAACAGGCAACCAGCAAGCAUAGUCGCUGAAAUCCAAACCCGAGCAGUCUGGUUUGUCUGAAACGCCAGUCACGAUGCCACCCUGUGCUCGCUGCCGUCUCUGACCGUGGCUCUGCCGGCAGAUAGGACGCAACGCUGCGUGACAGCUGAGGAAUUAACCACUGACAGGGACAAACCACACCUAAAUAAUGGAGAACAGAUCAAGACCUACAAAACCUGAGAACAUACGUGCUUCUGAAGCAUCAUCGGUUGUCAGAGUCACAGACUGAGGUGGUGAAGAUGAAGAGUGGUCCGUGACUCCCCAAAUUCACUGUUCUUGACUGAGCUUCUCAGACUGUAUUUAUUCAUGCGUUUGGCCAGCCCCUGCUUUCCAUUUCCCCUCUCUGCAUCUCUCCUUGGCAUAGGAAAUUCUUUUACUUAUGUGGUGUUCUUUUAUAUAAGCUUCAUGAGAAAUUAAUUCCGACCCUUGUCACACUCUUCCCAUUUAUUUUAGUUCCUACAGACUGCGUGUGUGUGUCUGUGCGUGUGUAUGCGUGUGUAUGUGCACACAUGUGUAAGACUACGGGUUGUCUUUAUUCACAUGUAGAGUUUUAUCCAGAAAUCCCCUUUACACAUUAUGUUGAGGUGAAAAAAGAUAAUGUUCCAAGAUUCUGUAAUGGAUUUGGAUCUGUGCGUGUGUGUUUUUAAAGCAUUUGAUAAAGUUUAAAUGUUUUUAUACAGAGAAUUUUGUUCAUUAAAAGCAACCCACAAUA
Molecule: messenger RNA, 3887 nt
Organism: Mustela erminea (ermine)
Lineage: Eukaryota; Metazoa; Chordata; Mammalia; Carnivora; Mustelidae
Gene: TFCP2
Product: transcription factor CP2
Exons: 15
Coding region: 891-2414 (507 amino acids)
Biological process (GO): positive regulation of transcription by RNA polymerase II
Cellular component (GO): nucleus
Molecular function (GO): DNA-binding transcription activator activity, RNA polymerase II-specific; RNA polymerase II cis-regulatory region sequence-specific DNA binding
Source: RefSeq, a predicted model, not a curated record